GCCAGACCGUUGGGCUUCAGAAAACACGGCGGAAUGAGCGAUGUGUGAAGCUUCGUGUGCGUUUUCCGUGCUCGCCGACGGGUAGCUGGUCACGAGAAGACUCCCGUAAAGCGAAGGGAAGGCGAGAGAAGUCGUUUCAGGAACAUGCCGGAGGGCGGUUCGUGUCUCCUCGGCGGCUGUUGUUGUCACGGCGGGCAGCGGAGAGCGACCGUAACAGUAACGUCCGUUCUUGAGGGAGGAGAAGCGGUUUCCAGCCGCCCGUCAUUUCGCUAAAGUCGCGUUUAUCCCUGUCAGCCGGCGUUAAGGUACAUUUUCCCUCCUCGAAAGGAGCCUCUGACAGGCAAACGGGAACCCCACAGGAUGAAAUUUACCGAGCAUCUGUCGGCGCACAUCACUCCGGAGUGGAGGAAACAGUACAUUCAGUAUGAGGCUUUCAAAGAGAUGCUGUACUCCGCCCAGGACCAGGCUCCAUCAGUUGAAGUGACGGAUGAAGACACUGUUAAGAGAUACUAUGCCAAGUUUGAGGAGAAGUUCUUCCAAACAUGCGAGAAGGAGCUGGCCAAAAUCAACACUUUUUAUUCAGAGAAGCUGGCUGAGGCGCAGAGACGCUUCGCCACGCUGCAGAAUGAGCUGCAGUCGUCACUGGACGCUCAGCGGGAGAGCAGCCGAGCACCUGGUCUCCGCCGCCGCCGCGCCGUCUUCCACCUGUCACAGCAGGAGCGCUGCAAACACCGCAACAUCAAAGACCUGAAGCUGGCCUUCAGCGAGUUCUACCUCAGCCUCAUCCUGCUGCAGAACUACCAGAAUCUGAACUUCACCGGGUUCCGCAAGAUUCUGAAGAAGCAUGAUAAGAUCUUUGAGACGGCGCGGGGGGCGGACUGGCGUGUGGCCCACGUAGAGGUUGCACCAUUCUACACCUGCAAAAAGAUCACCCAGCUCAUCUCUGAGACUGAGGCCCUGGUUACCACAGAAUUGGAAGGGGGUGACAGACAGAGAGCCAUGAAGAGGCUUCGAGUGCCUCCUUUGGGUGCAGCACAGCCUGCACCAUCAUGGACCACUUUUAGAGUCGGGCUGUACUGCGGAGUCUUCAUAGUUUUAUUAGUCACCAUCAGCAUCACAGGUGUGGCAAGCUUGCUGACAUCUCAUAAAAAGGAAACCCCGUCGACCGUGUGGCCGCUGGUGCGGAUCUAUCGCGGCGGCUUCCUGCUCAUCGAGUUCCUCUUCUUGUUGGGCAUCAACACGUACGGCUGGAGACAGGCAGGCGUCAACCACGUGCUGAUCUUUGAGCUCAACCCCCGCAACAACCUUUCCCACCAGCAUCUCUUUGAGAUUGCUGGUUUUCUUGGAGUGCUGUGGUGUGUCAGCAUCCUGUCCUGUCUUUUCUCUGAGUCCCUAAUGAUCCCCAUUCAGGCCAGCCCUCUAGCGCUCUAUGGCUUCUUCUUGCUUUUCCUCAUCAAUCCCUUCAAGACAUGCUACUACAAAUCCCGCUUCUGGCUGCUCAAGCUACUGUUCCGAGUGGUCACGGCUCCAUUUCACAGAGUGGAGUUUGCAGAUUUCUGGCUGGCUGAUCAGCUCAACUCCCUGGCCGUGCUCCUGAUGGACCUGGAGUACCUCGUCUGCUUCUACAGUGUAGAGCUGGACUGGACAUCAUACAAAGAGCUUAAAGCUGGUAGUGGUAUGUGUAACACAUACUCAUAUGGAGUGCGAGCUGUGAUCCAGUGUCUGCCGGCCUGGUUCCGGUUUGUGCAGUGCCUGAGGCGUUACAGAGACACAAAGCGUGCCUUUCCUCAUUUAGUCAACGCUGGCAAAUAUUCCACAACCUUCUUUGUGGUGACCUUUGCAGCCCUCUACAAAACCCACAAAGCUAAUAACCACGAUGACAAGGAUAUUUUCUUCUACCUGCUGAUUGCCUUCUCGGUGAUCAACUCCUGUUACACACUUGUGUGGGACCUCAAGAUGGACUGGGGUCUGUUUGACCGCAACGCAGGGGAGAAUACUCUUCUCAGAGAGGAGAUAGUCUACCCACAGAAAGCUUACUAUUAUUGUGCCAUAUUAGAAGAUGUGAUCUUGCGUUUUGCCUGGACGAUUCCCCUCUCUGUUGGGGCUGUGACUUCAUGCUGCAAUAUCGCUGACAUUUUGGCCACUGUUCUUGCACCACUGGAGGUGUUUAGACGCUUCGUGUGGAACUUCUUCCGCCUGGAGAACGAGCACCUGAAUAACUGUGGUGAGUUCAGAGCGGUGCGGGACAUUUCAGUGGCUCCACUGAACGCAGACGACCAGACGCUGCUGGAGCAGAUGAUGGACCAGGAGGACGGGGUCAGGAACCGGCAGGGCAAGAAGAGCUGGAAGAGAAGCUACAGUAUGUCCCUCAGACGACCACGCCUUGCAUCCCAAUCUAAAAUGCGAGACACCAAGGUUCUGAUAGAGGACACGGACGAUGACACCUGACCUCUGGCCGCCCUUUUCAGGGCUCACUCGAAUGGACCACGGUCCCUUCAGGGGCCUUAAGCCUUCAACGGCUAUACAAUCAGUCCAUCACAAAGCUGCCUGUCUACGCCACACACGCACACAAGUCUCGGAGACGUUCCAACUCUGACUCACACACACACACACAUACACAUACAUACAUACACUCAGUCUAGCACAGGCUUCUAACAGGAACAGUCAUUUGUUAGUUACUGUAUUAUUUUAUUCAUUGUUACUGCCUUGAUUAUUUUCGAAGCUCUAUUACAUGGAAGAAAAUCAAAAGACUUUAUAUACAUGUAUGUCCGUUCACAUACGACAGGGAUCUGAGUGCGAUAAUCAAAACUAAGACUGACUCUGGAGUCGAGCCUCCAGAAACGGACAAUAUUAAGACUCUGACCAACAAUCUGAACACCAUGUCUCUGUGUAACUUUUUAUGAAGACUGUAGUGUUGGUUCAUGUAGCAGUCAGGUAGAUGCCAUCAUCCAUGGAUACAUUUCUUUUUUUUUUUUCUUUUUUUACUUAUUAAGAAUGUACAUUUCAUUGUUAUUUAUGUGAAGGAAAGUUGCCUUGAUCAUUUAAGAAGAAUUAGUCUGUUUAAUGUUUAAAAAGGCAAAGAUGUAUUACAUCUGCCCCAGAAUUUUUUUUUUUUGUUUCUUGCAAAUAUGGACCUCUGUUCGUUUGUACAUGUAGUUCAAAACCCUCAGGUGGCUUGGAUAGGAUUCAUUCAAUGACUCUGGUCAUGUUCAAGCACUCAGCACACCACUUAUGCAGGUCUGGCUCAAAAACCACUGAACUAUCGAGCUUGUGAAAGUGAUUCACGACAAAUAAUGUUUGCCUACUUCUUUUUUUGUUGUUGUUGUUGUGUUUGUGUUGUUUUUGAAAGCAUAAAGCCAAUGCAAUCCGAAUGAGUGCUGCUUCAUAGAACCUGUUGGGGAACCGUUCAACAGAUUUUAGGUGUCCAGCUCAUUUAAGAGCAAAGCCAAAUGUCUGAAACAUUCCACGAGAGCUUUGUAGUGAUUUGUGUGCGUGAGGCAGGGUUGGGAGGCCUGUACUUAAAUUAGUAGGUCUGUAUGAGCUCAUGAUCUACAAUGAGUAGUUCUCAACCCUCCAGUGUCUUUUUCUCUUUUUCCAUUAUUCUAUCUAGAACUUUUUAUAUCUUAAACUACAAUGUACACUGAACAUUGGCAUGUAUUUAUUUAUGCGAUUAUCCUUCACAUUCCAUAGUAGUAGCAUUCCAAGUUGAGCUUUGUCCAUUCUACUCUUUCCUUUUGAAUGUCUUCCAGAGACAGACCUAGUCCUCAAAGGCCACCUAAGGGUUUUAAAAGACCAAGAAAGACUGCUUUUUAUCCAGUGGUGGUUUCUUGUUUCCGAAAUUGCGAGCAAGCAGAGAUUAUACUGACAUAAUGGCUUUAUCCCACUUCGAUCUGCAGCCCAAACACGGACCACUGCAAGCCUCCGGCACCAACGGAACUGAGGAUUCAGGCGUGGUGUGCCUCAGGGGUGUACUCUGGGUCCUGUUGAGUUUCAGUUUCAGCAUUUCAAAUGGACUGUUACAUUCUGGGACGGGCACAGCCGACAAGGCUCGGACAGGAAAGGACUAAGUUCCCACAAGUUAUAGUUGUUCUUACCAUUGUGGUGCAUAGGAGCUGGGCUGCUUUCGCCCUUUGGGAACAUAGAUUCACUUCAGUGCAUCUGCAAUAAUCAGAAGGCUCCUCUUCAGAUAUCAUGUCAUGUACUACUGUCCCAAGUAAACGCUUGGACCAAAAAA
Messenger RNA from Colossoma macropomum (tambaqui), 4234 nucleotides. It is a transcript of the gene xpr1b, whose product is annotated as xenotropic and polytropic retrovirus receptor 1b. Gene Ontology annotation, biological process: phosphate ion transport; cellular response to phosphate starvation. The record is from RefSeq and is a predicted model, not a curated record. The transcript has 15 exons. The coding region runs from base 361 to 2448 and encodes 695 amino acids. NCBI's taxonomy places the organism in Eukaryota, Metazoa, Chordata, Actinopteri, Characiformes, Serrasalmidae. Gene Ontology annotation, cellular component: plasma membrane; Golgi apparatus; cytoplasm. Gene Ontology annotation, molecular function: inositol hexakisphosphate binding.